AUGGAGACCACUUUCGGAGAAGCGCUAGCGGCUGGAACAUCACCACAUUCCGCGAAUCUGGCCGGAAGGAAGGACGCGCACGGCACAGAAGGCAAACUGUGUACUUUGCCAUUGGAGAUAUUUGAGAAGAUUCUUUCCCAUCUCCCCUUUCCGCAAUGCGCACGAGCACUGCUGACGCUGCGUUGUACAUGCAGAUCACUCCAAGCAAUCAGCAUACAGGCUCCCCUCUGGCGCAGGGUGAUCGAAGCUGCUCACUCGAACGGCAUCACUUUGCCAAGAGCGCCUCGAAAUUCUGAGGUCAAACAUAGCGAAAGCGCAGAAGAGCUGGAAUGGUGCGCUCUGUACGGGCUUUCCAAUACCCCCGACGCGCGCAGACUUCCUUGGAACUACUCUCUCAGAGCUCAUGCCGAUCGCAUCACUUGUCUCAAGCUCGUGGCAGGACCAAGUCGAAGAGCUCGGAAGAGAAGGCGAACGUGCGAGACACCUCAUGAGGCCUCAAGCGCCUCCCAUACGGUCGAGGGCGUUCGUGGCAGGUACCGCAGGCAAGCUUGGCUUAUCACUGGUGCGAUCGAUGGCUGGGUCAGGGUUUGGGACAUUGGUCGGAUGAUCGAAGAAGAGCAAGGCAAGAGUAGGAUGAAGGCCAGGGAGGAUAGUGUCAGCCGCGGCCCGCCAUCAGAUGCCGCCACUGAAUCGCCGGCCUCGCUCAGCGACCAGCUAGACUUGAUGAGCUUGGAGUCUCAGAGGACCGGUUCUACAACGCCAGUACAGUCCAAGCCCCCGAUAUUGGGGGGUGAUCCUCUGCCUCUACUUACCCCUCGAAGAAGGGCAGGUGGCAGCGCAAACGGCCCUCCAGAGUCGCACGCGAGGCUUGCUGGAAGGGAGUAUCUUGUUUGCAGCAUAUGCACCGCUGCUGAUGUCACGGCCCUGGACGCUGAGCUCGUGCACACCUUCCGAGACGGGACCGGGCAGGGAGAGCGCACAAAGCUGCGGAUAGCGUGCGGUAGCUAUUACGUGAGUGGCUGCUGCUUUCGUUGCGCAAUAUUUUAGCGAGCGUGCUGACGCUCUGAAUGACAUCUGCCAAUAGGGUGACGCAGCUGUGACGUUAUACGAGCUGGAGCUUCCAGAGGAGGAGGAAGAGGAAGCAGCGUCAGAGACAUCUCGGGAAAGGCGUGGCUGCGCUCGUGAUGCCACACUGGUCUCUACUCUUUCUCCGAGCGCGUGGUGCGGCGUUCAAUGCCUUGUGCUUCGAGGGUCACUCAUUGCAGUCGGCACCUACACCGGCCUGAUACACCUUUGGCAGACUGGCAUCGACCCCUCCUCAUCUACGUCGCGAGAGACAGCCACUGUGGACAAGGCCAAAGAAUGGAAGCAUGUGAUCGAAAGACCAGAGCGGAAAAGCGUUGCUGCCCUUAGGCUGGAACUCGGCAAGCAAGACGAUGGCACACUUCCUUGCUUGCUGCUGGUCACUCGGACAGGCGAACUAGAAUGGUGGACGCUUGCGCUUCCGGAGAGCGCAGGUGAAAUGGGACAGCACGUGCCGCUGUCGACACAAUCCAGUCUGCAGGCGGACACGAAUGAUGGAGCGACGAGCGAUUCGCUCGAGUCGUUCGCACCGGUACGCAGUGGCCCUCACUCUACCUUACGAAGCAGAAAGGAUGUGGUAGUGGAGCCAGGGCAAGAAUCCGACCCUGAGCCUCAGAUGUUGUCGAGGUUCUCGCUAGGCGACGGAUUGACACCGAUGCUGGGGCUCGGCUUCUCGGAGCCUGACGAUGACGUCGCCGGCCGCUUGACGAGAAGAAAGAGGCCUGGGAAGGACCGGUGCCUCAGCUUGAUGCUCGGCGACAUGACUGGCGUCUCUCAUUGGCAAUUCUCGCUUCCAAAGGAAAGUUCAUCGGAUUGGGAGAUGCGAUUGCCUUACAUUUCAGAGCCAGUCCGCGUGGGACGUAGAGAAGUGGUUAAUGAACGCCCCAUAGGACUAGCCUUCGGUCAAUCUGGCGAUAGGGCUAUCUUUCACUCCAGUCUCGGCGGCGUGCCACCUUUGUGCUGUGUACGCCUCUACCACGCUGAUCGGUCCGACAUGGCCAUCAUAAGUCCGUUCGAAGGCUUGGCCGAGAAGAGCUCGCUGCCUUGGCAAGCUGGAAUGAGAAGAGGUGUCAACGGUGCGGAACGGCUACCCAGCGCAGCUGGCAGCGCUCCAUUGCCAAGUCCGACAUCGACAAAUUUGUCAGUGGACACCGAAUCGGAACAGCUUGGCACGCCCAGCGCAUCAGCCGGUCCUACAUCAUCCUCCAAUUUGUCUUCUGCUCUCGCAGGUCUCAGAGGCAGGCAACGUCCAGCAGUGGGCGGCUCGACGAUGAGAAUGUUCGAACCUCCUCCAGAAGAUUCCGGCUCGGCUUCCAAGUCGGCCUUGCAGAUCGACACGAACGCAGCCGAGUCUGAACAAGCAGCGGUGUCGACGUCGACGUUCACGUCCAAUGCACCUGCUCAUCAACAUGGUAUCAAAAGAGCCGACAUCCUGACCGAGGCUGCUUAUGCUGACAGUCUUGGCAUCACCAUCUUUGCUACCGCAAGAGGUUACCUGCACAUUACGGAUUGGUGCACCAGCGCACCCACGUAA
Messenger RNA from Ceraceosorus bombacis, 2617 nucleotides. The record is from the annotation of a GenBank genome assembly. Lineage: Eukaryota; Fungi; Basidiomycota; Exobasidiomycetes; Ceraceosorales; Ceraceosoraceae.